Molecule: messenger RNA, 3083 nt
Organism: Musa acuminata subsp. malaccensis (wild Malaysian banana)
Lineage: Eukaryota; Viridiplantae; Streptophyta; Magnoliopsida; Zingiberales; Musaceae
Biological process (GO): proteolysis
Molecular function (GO): serine-type endopeptidase activity
Source: RefSeq, a predicted model, not a curated record
AUGCUUCGCCUCCGAGCGCUGGCCACCACCGAACGCCUCCGCCUCGCGGCGGGCGGCCGCUUUGUCCACCGGAGGGCCACGAAGCCGAGAGCUCCUCCUCCGCCGCCGCCGCCGCCUACACCACCGAAGCCGCCGCAGAAGCCAACCCCCUUCACCUUCCACGGGAUCACGUGGCACGACCCCUACAGCUGGAUGUCCGACCUCAACGACCGCGUCGCCAUGCGCCACAUGGACGUGUACAUGGAGCAGGAGGAGAAGUACACCGAGGCCGUCAUGGUGGCGUCCGGCGCUGACCGCCUCCAGCGCAAGCUCCACAUCGAGAUGGCCCCGCGGCUGGCGUCCGACCCGUGCACGCCGCCUGUGCGGUGGGGCCCCUGGCUCUACUACCGGCGGGCGGAGGACGAAAAGCAGUAUCCUGUGCUCUGCCGGAGGUCGGCGAGCCUUCACGAUGAGUUCAUCUCUUACAGCGAACCGUCGGCUGGGUUUGAUUUCCAGACCGGAAAAAGGAUCGAACAGAAGCUGAUCGAUUACAAUCAAGAAGCCGAGCGGUUUGGUGGAUACUCAUAUGAAGAGCUAUCUGAGGUGUCCCCAGAUCAUCAUUUUUUUGCUUAUACUAUGUAUGACAAAGACAAAGACUCCUUCACUUUAUCUGUAAAGGAUUUAACCACUGGUUCACUUUGUGACAAACCCCAAGCAGAUCGGGUUGCUAAUCUGUCAUGGGCCAUGAAUGGGAAGGCACUGCUCUACACCGUCACAAACAAUGAUAAACGGCCAUAUAGGAUCUUUUGUAGCAUUCUUGGAUCUAAUAAAGAUGAUGUUCUGAUUUUGGAAGAACACAAUGAGAAUGUCUAUAUAAACAUUAGAAAUACCAAGGAUUUUCAGUUUGUAACUGUAAAUGUCUUUUCGAAUUUUUCUUCAAAGGUGUACUUGAUAAAUGCAGCUGAUCCCUUGUCAGGCAUGACAUUAGUCUGGGAAUGUGAACCUCAUGCUCACUGCAUAGUAGAACACCAUCAAGGUUACUUAUAUUUAUUUACAGAUGCUGCUAGAGGAGGUGAACCUGUUGAUUCACAUUAUCUGCUCCGUCGUGUUGCUAAAGAUUAUGAUUCCGGAAAUUGGGAGUGUGUUCUUCUUGAGGAGCCUGGUGUUACCAUAGAAGAUGUUGAUUUUUGUGAAACUCACAUGGUGCUUAUUCUUAAAGAAGGCAAAUCAUUCAGAAUAUGUUCAGUUGCUCUACCUCUAUCUAUGGGUGGAAAUGUACCUGUGCAUCUUUCAGCCCUUCAGCCAUGCUUUUUGCCUCUUCCAGAGCAUGUCUGUCAGAUUGCACCUGGACCAAAUUAUGACUAUCAUUCAUCAAUUAUGCGAUUCACAAUAUCCUCACCUGUGAUGCCUGAUGCAGUUGUUGACUAUAACUUAUUAAAUGGGAAGUGGCACAUUGUACAACAACUUAAUAUGUUGCAAGAGCGCACAAAAACUUUAUAUGGAACUGCAGCAGCUGCUAGCAGUCUAAAACGGUCAUCACUGCCAAAUAACUUAGGCACCAACUGUCAACACCAUGAUGCAGAUGGUACAUGGCAUGAGCUCUCUGAGUUUUAUGCUUGUGAGUACUAUGAUGUUCCUUCAAACAAUGAAGUUGUUGUCCCAUUGACUAUUGUAUACUCCCGAAAGCACAAGCAAGAGGGCAGUCCAGGGCUACUUCAUGGGCAUGGUGCUUAUGGUGAGCUUUUAGACAAGCGCUGGAGAAGUGAGUUGAAAAGCCUUCUAGACCGUGGCUGGGUGAUUGCUUAUGCUGAUGUCAGAGGAGGUAGCGGUGGUGGUAAAAAGUGGCACCAUGAUGGCAGGCGUACCAAAAAACAAAAUUCAAUUAUUGACUAUAUCUCAUGUGCUGAAUUUCUAGUUGGGGAAGGUAUUGUGCAAAAGAAUAAGCUUGCCGGUUGGGGAUAUAGUGCUGGGGGGCUUUUGGUUGCUUCAGCUAUUAACAUUCGUCCAGAUUUAUUUCGGGCUGCGGUUUUAAAGGUUCCCUUUCUAGAUGUCUGUAGCACUCUUCUGUACCCUAUCUUACCUCUCACACCUGUUGACUACGAAGAGUUUGGCUACCCUGUUGAGCUUGAAGAUUUUCUUGCCAUCAGGAAGUAUUCCCCUUAUGAUAAUAUUCAGAAGGGUGUUCCUUAUCCAGCAGUGUUGAUAACAUCAUGUUUUAAUACAAGGUUUGGUGUGUGGGAAGCUGCAAAAUGGGUUGCAAAAGUCCGAGAGCAGACCAUCUAUGAUCCCCAGCGGCCAAUACUGCUUAAUCUAACAGCUGAUAUAAUAGAUGGGAGCAAGUAUUUAGAGUCGAAGGAAUUGGCUCUGGAAGCUGCUUUUCUCAUAAAAAUGGUAUCCAACUCCUAGUUCUGAGCUACCUGCUUCUAUUGUAAUCAGAUGAUGCCACCAAAGCUUACAUGGUUUACUUCUUGGGAGGGUCUUCUUGAUGCUUCAUCAGGCAUCAGACGAGUUAAUUAACAACUUGACUUUUGCUGUUUAGUCUUAUGGAGGGAAAAGCUGAUGUUCAAUGGAUCAGUCAUGUGGUUUACUUCUUGGGAGGAUCUCCUUGAUGCUUCAUCAGGCAUCAGAUGAUUUAAUUAACAACUUGACUUUGCUGUUUAGUCUCAUGGAGGGAAAAGCUGAUGUUCUAUGGAUCCGUCAUGUGGUUUACAUCUUGGGAGGGUCUCCUUGAUGCUUCAUCACCAUCAGAGGAGUUAAUUAACAACUUGACUUUGCUGUUUAGUUUUACAGAGGGAAAAGCUGAGGUUCUAUGGAUUCGUCGUGACUUGUGUAGAGUCACGAUGAAUCUCUUUACAGGACACAAGUCACGACGAAUCUCUUUACAGGAAAAUUCAAUGAUAAAUUAGGAUGGUUUCUGCAAUCAGAGGUUAUUGAGAUAGAUGCCUUCAGAAUCCUGUGCUACUUUGUAUGAAUAGAGAGCAAAAACUGUGGUUUCGAUAUCAUAUAUAGUUCAGGAAUCAUGAUUAUUUGUUGUAAGAAGAAUCUUUAUUUUUGGAACUGUCAAAUUUCUUUCUCUACUGCAAGAUAUUUGUAUUUAUUGGUUA